This is a messenger RNA of Bolinopsis microptera, 1409 nucleotides long. RefSeq names its product tubulin beta chain-like. NCBI's taxonomy places the organism in Eukaryota, Metazoa, Ctenophora, Tentaculata, Lobata, Bolinopsidae. The record is from RefSeq and is a predicted model, not a curated record. Gene Ontology annotation, cellular component: cytoplasm; microtubule. Bases 1 to 1350 code for a protein of 449 amino acids. Gene Ontology annotation, molecular function: structural constituent of cytoskeleton; GTP binding; GTPase activity. The transcript is spliced from 11 exons. Gene Ontology annotation, biological process: microtubule cytoskeleton organization; mitotic cell cycle.
AUGAGAGAGAUCAUUCACAUUCAAGUGGGACAGUGUGGAAACCAGAUAGGAACCCAGUUCUGGGAGAGUAUUAGCAAGGAGCACGGUAUAGACAAGGACGGGCAGCAUGACGGUGUCAAUGACGUCAUGCUAAACCGAGCUGAUGUUUACUGGAACAGAGCUUCUCAGGGCAGGUUUGUACCCCGGUCAGUUAUAGUAGAUCUGGAGCCGGGUACGAUAGAAGCAGUUAAGGGCAGUGAGUGGGGCAGGAUCUUUAAUCCCUCCAACUAUAUACAUGGAGCAAGUGGGGCAGGGAACAACUGGGCUAAGGGUCACUACACAGAGGGGGCUGAGAUCAGUGAUCAGAUAUUGGACGUAGUUAGACUAGAAGCUGAAAGAUCAGAUUGUCUGCAGGGGUUCCAGUUUGUUCAUUCUAUUGGAGGCGGCACUGGCUCAGGUCUAGGAACCUUGCUGAUAGCUAAAAUGAUGGAAGAGUAUCCAGAUCGUAUUAACAUGAGCUUCUCCGUCUUCCCUUCUACCUUGGUGUCUGAUGUAGUUGUAGAACCGUACAAUGCAGUGUUUAGUCUUCACUCUCUGCUGGAGAACGCUACUGAGGUCUUCUUGUUGGAUAACGAGGCGCUGUAUAGACGGUGUGUAGAGGACCUGAAGAUACUGACCCCGAGCUACAGGGACCUCAACCGUCUCGUCAGUAGAGCUAUGACUGGGGUUACUGCUUCCCUCCGACUACCUGGACAGUUAAAUGCCGAUCUAAGAAAGCUAGCUACCAACCUUGUCCCAUUCCCUCGACUGAAAUUCUUCAUUCCAGGUUACGCCCCAUUGUCGGGUAAUCAGAGAUAUGAGAACUCUAACCUAGUCAAGGACCUGUUCAACCCUAAGAACAUGCUAGUUGCUUGCGACCCCAAACGUGGAGUUUAUCUUACUUGUGCUUGUAUAUUCCGAGGGAAGGAUUUGUCGAUGAGAGAGAUAGACCACCAGCUGAACCUAAUGCAAACCAAGGAAAGUGCUUCAUUUGUAGAGUGGAUACCUAACAACGUCAAGACAGCUGCUUGUGAUGUACCGCCUCCCGAGGGAGAGGGCGCGCAGAGUGGAACGUUUAUUGGUAACAACACAGCAGUGAUAGACAUAUUUGACAGACUACUAAACCAGUAUAAGAAGAUGUAUAAAAAGAGAGCCUUCGCUCACUGGUACUAUGGUGAGGGGAUGGACGAAAUGGAGUUUACUGAGGCGGAGACGAACAUAAAGGACAUGAUGCAAGAAUAUGAGAUGUACAGUUUGGACGAUGGAGAUGAUGAAUAUGAUGAGGGGGAGGAUGAGGUUUACAGUGGGGAAAUCUCAGGGGACAGCUACUAGUUUACUUGUCAGGACUUUAAUUUUUAGGUGUCUGUAAAUGUCAUUUUGUUAAGAAAGAG